Molecule: messenger RNA, 544 nt
Organism: Umbelopsis ramanniana AG
Lineage: Eukaryota; Fungi; Mucoromycota; Umbelopsidomycetes; Umbelopsidales; Umbelopsidaceae
Exons: 2
Coding region: 40-429 (129 amino acids)
Source: RefSeq, a predicted model, not a curated record
CUUUCUCUCCCGCACGAAUAUCCCGCCUAACAAUCUAAAAUGCCAAAGAUUGUUUCAAAAUCUACUGUAUCGUCCUCUGAUCAACAAGGAAACAACGAAAACACAUCUAGUAGCACACAGUUACACGUAUACUACUGCUUGUGCUCCGAGUUCAUCCUCGUCAUCGAUCAUGAUCUACAGCAAUUACCACGACGGGAGACUGAUUCCAGUUAUGUUGUGUCCAAUGCCGGAAGAACUUUCAAGUUGACUGUAGAACAAGGCGAAACCGUUAUAUUAAGGAGAGAAGAAGGAUAUGAGAAGCAAUAUAGACUCGUAUGUCCACGGUGUAAUUUGUUAAUUGGCUAUGAGACCACGCCAGAGAGGAGAAAAGGUCCCUACACAUAUAUUCUAGAUGGAGCGUUGACGGAGCAACAAGGUUCCUUCGCAUAAUUAGUGAGAUAUCAGAUUUGUACAGCGCACGACACAAUAGAUGGUAGCUCUUUCUGCAAUAGACUUGUAUUAUAACUGUCGGCCACAUUUAUCUGUGAUAAUUAUUUUCUGAAUU